CGGGAAGGGGCGGCUGGCGCGGCCGGGCACCCGGAACCAGCUGAGCGCCGCGGGCCUCUCUCUCCACGUUCUUCCCCGCAGGCUGUGCUGCGCCGGGAGCCGCCCGCCAUGUCAACGGUGGCCGCCGCCAGCUGCGACGCCAAGGGCGCGGGGGAGCCGCAGGCGGAGAAGAAGCCGCUGAAGCCGUGCUGCGCCUGCCCCGAGACCAAGAAAGCGCGGGACGCCUGCAUCAUUGAGAAGGGCGAAGAAAAUUGUGGGCACCUAAUUGAAGCUCACAAAGAGUGUUUGAGAGCCCUGGGCUUCAAGAUAUGAGAUGAGCAGGACUGUGAAUGUGGUGAUGUCUGUGGUGUGACUGUGUUCUGGAGAGCUGCAAAAUAAAUUAUUUCUGCAAGUUACUUCACAGAGCAAAUAUAAAGAAUCUAUUUAUAAAGAGUUGUUAAUGAUAGACUGUGCAUCACAUCUGUGGCUUUUCCACUGUUAGCUCUUGAUCACUGCUAUAGAAAAUAUAUUUUUUCCUCUUAAUAAAAGUCUGAAAAUGA
Molecule: messenger RNA, 539 nt
Organism: Pezoporus occidentalis (night parrot)
Lineage: Eukaryota; Metazoa; Chordata; Aves; Psittaciformes; Psittacidae
Product: cytochrome c oxidase copper chaperone
Exons: 3
Coding region: 109-312 (67 amino acids)
Biological process (GO): mitochondrial respiratory chain complex IV assembly
Cellular component (GO): mitochondrial intermembrane space
Molecular function (GO): copper chaperone activity; copper ion binding
Source: RefSeq, a predicted model, not a curated record